This is a messenger RNA of Malaya genurostris, 773 nucleotides long. RefSeq lists its product as uncharacterized. Bases 119 to 631 code for a protein of 170 amino acids. NCBI's taxonomy places the organism in Eukaryota, Metazoa, Arthropoda, Insecta, Diptera, Culicidae. The transcript has 2 exons. The record is from RefSeq and is a predicted model, not a curated record.
ACAGCAACCGUUAGCACCAUCUAAGUGCGUUUCUCGUCGACCUGCACAUUUCACGAGCGUCUUCCGAGUGACAGUUUCUACCCGGACUUCAUUUGACUGAAAACAACCGACGAGGCACAUGCAGAGGAGAUUGAUGGUGACUCGAAGAAACGCGUGUGGUCAAGUACGCCACUGUGCUUCCUGUGCGGCUGCCGGUUCCAGUUUGGAAGAUAGUCUCGAUCGAUUUGUGUUUCACCGGGGUAGCAGUGUUUUUGACCGAGGACCAACUUUAAGAAAAAAAGUCCGGUCUACCAGUUCAGUUUGUGGAAGUGCCUCGAAGGCCAGAAGAAAAGCGUGUGGUCACGUACAAAACAGUGGAUCCCGUUACGCUGUCGGUUCCAGUUUGGACGGUUACCUAGGAAGAUCCCCACCAGUGCGGCGAUUUAUCGAAGAACGCCAUCGGAAAAAAUUUGUUCUGGAUCAGGUCCGUCGUCUAGUGAGUGCCAUCGACCGCCAUAUUGGAGCGAACAAUCACACACGAGGAUAUUCCGACGUCAUCUCGAUGUUCGUUGGUCCCGGUGUGUCGCUCUUGUGGACGUACCAGAAAGACGGAGAAACAAUCAUACGUGUCGAUAUUCCGGUGAGAUUGUAAAGAUCAAUCGGUCCACGUGUGCCAUCUGUCGUAGGAAGAUGACGAGACUGCCACGAGGUUCAGCUACGGUUUGACAUUCCCACCAUUUAAAUCCCUAACCAACUCAACAUAAAUAUGAAUAAACUCCCAUCUAUCAUGUGAA